AUGAAUAUGGCCCCACUCCACAGCCCAGAAAGAAGCGCAAUUAGGAGUUUCGAUGGUUGCUGGACAUGUCGACUCAGACGUAAGAAAUGUGAUGAGAGACGCCCUAUUUGUGGAACUUGCGAUACUCUUUACAUCACCUGCCAUUACAGCCCUGAGAAGCCGGAAUGGAUGGAUGGCGGUGUGAGACAGAGGGAGAUGGCCGACCAGAUCAAGGCCGAGGUGAAGGAAAGCGCCGACCGCCGCCGCUGGAAGAGGGUGAUCCAUGCCUCUGGCUCAGUUCCUGAGACUGACACCACGAUCACGGCGGGGCCCGUUGGGUUAUCCGAGCAACUGCCUAGCGACCAGCCUCCUUGGACCAAUGCGGCGGCGGCCUCUUUGACGAACGGCGAGGCUGCUCGAGCGCAGCUAGCCAUACCCAAUUGCAGGCUAGAAUCCAGGAAUCACAACGUUAACGGCACGACCAUGAGUCAAUCUGAUUACAUCCUCUUCUCAUUCUAUCUCGAGCAUCUACUACCUUUUUUGUUCCCUUUCUACCGCCCACCCGCUCUUCAAGGUGGCAGAGCAUGGAUCAUGGAAUUGAUGCUCAACAGCCCAGUUAUGCGCCAGGCCACUCUCUGCCAGAGCUCUUAUUUCUUUUCUGUCAUUCACGGCUCGAAUGAUUGCGCUAGCCUUGACGCGCUUGUGGGUGCCAGAACAAGAGAUGCAUUUGCGAUACUGCGGCAGUCAAUCCAAAGUAUUGGCGACUCGGAUAUAAAUGAACAACUGCAUGAUGCGGCCCGAACCCUUGUUAGCAUUCUACAGCUGCAGCGGUUUGAGGUUGCCAUAAUGAGUUUUCAGAAUUGCCAGCCCCACCUAAACGCUGCAGUAGCUUUAUUCAAGCGACUAAUGGAAGAUGUUGGUGGUGUGAAGGCCGUUGGACCACGCCUAGCCUAUGAUACUGUCCUCCGGCAUCUGGGACCAUCAACGAGGAUCUUACCGACCGACAACUUUCAGGUUCCCAACGCUGAGCAGGCCGCUUUCUCGUUUGCGUCUACGCUUGUUAUAUUGGAUGAUAUUAUUACAAGCACUGUCUCGCAAGAGGAACCAAAGCUCUACGAAUACCACCGCCAUUUACUCGACGAUGCUGACAGCCCUAUUAAUGCUGAGGCCGUAGUGGGUUGCCGAAACUGGAUUUUACUGGGCGUUAGCGAGAUAGCUCGACUUGAUGCAUGGAAGCAACGCUGUAAGAGGGCCGGAAGCCUCGAUAUGAUGGAGCUGGUUCGCCGUGCCUCGCCCAUAAAGUCCUUACUGGAGACUGGCCUUGCGCGUCUGGACAUUGAACCGGUGAAGUCGACUCGAGGUGUUGGCGUUCUAUUGAGUAUUUUUCUGGGAAAUAGUGGCCAAGGACCAGUAUCUCUGUGUCAGAAGACCCUUGCCAUUCCUGUCUGGGCGCAUGCUGCACUGCUUUAUCUGUUUGUCGUGGUAUCAGGCUGGCAACCUCGCAGUGCGGAAGUCGCCUACCAUGUCACCAAGAUACUCGAUAUCCUGACCAACGGAGUAGAACCACCAGGGCUUCUGCGUGCCAUUGUUUGGCCCUUUUGCAUAGCCGGGUUUCUCGCGCAACCUCACGAUGAAUGGCGUUUUCGAAAGCUAGUGCACGAUCUACAGCCGUUAAGCGUGUUUGGCACUGCGCGCAAAGCGCUUGAAUUAAUGGAGAAUAUAUGGCGUGAUAGAGAUGCGGAAAACAGUAUCAACUUUGAUCUAGGUACACUGUUCAGCAGUCCAGGGGAGCUGAUCCUGCUCGUUUGA
Molecule: messenger RNA, 1788 nt
Organism: Aspergillus calidoustus
Lineage: Eukaryota; Fungi; Ascomycota; Eurotiomycetes; Eurotiales; Aspergillaceae
Source: the annotation of a GenBank genome assembly